Hyaloperonospora brassicae is the source of this 1977-nucleotide messenger RNA. The record is from the annotation of a GenBank genome assembly. NCBI's taxonomy places the organism in Eukaryota, Oomycota, Peronosporomycetes, Peronosporales, Peronosporaceae.
AUGCACCGCCGCCUGCUCCAGCGCUCGUGGCAGCAGCGCAGCGCGUCUUCCUGCGCGUCUCCUGCUGCGACCAGACGCGCGCGGCCGGUCGGAGUUGCUCCUGCGAUAGUACCUGCAAGUGACCUGCUCAAGUUUGGCCGUGCUGCGUCUACGCUGCGCGAACGCAGUGCGGCGCCAGCUCAUGGACGACGGCGCGUUCCCCAGACGCAAGUACUGGACGAUCUAGCGACGUUGCUGCAGGAAGUUAAGCGCAAUGGUGGGGCCACGUUUGAGCCCAGUACGGAUUUUAUCGGUCGCGUGGGUGCGCUGCUGCAAGUGUGCAAGUCGAAGGAGCAGUGCACGGCCGCUCUCCCGCUGUGUCUGCUUGUCCAACGCUUUGCGCGUACGCACAGUAAAGCAGCGAUGGAGUGUAUCCGGAUCUUUCGGAAAGUAGGACACAAUCAAGACGCUGUCGCGCUGGCGGAGAAGCUGAUGCAGCAGGACGUGUUUCUGCUGAACCACGCGCUUGCGAGUGCGAUCCAAGCGUGUGCCGCGCUGAGGAAAGUCGAUACCGGCUACUGGCUCUUCCACACCGCGAAAGAACGUGGCUCGAUCCCGAAUCUGGCCGUGUACUCGGCUGUGCUGACGGUCGCGGGCGUGGCCGGUGACACGCAGCAAGUUCAGACGGUGCUGGACCAGAUGGACGUGGCUGGUGUCGAGAUGACCAACAUUACGUUUCAUAACUUGAUGAGUGCGUUUGCGCGGGGAGGGCACACGAAGGAGACGCUGGCGCUUUUUGCAACGAUGCAGGAGAAGGGCAUUGCUGCAGAUGAUCACACGUACGCGAUCUUGAUGGACGCACACGUGGAGAGUGGCGAUUUCGAAAGUGCCAAGACACUGAUGGACGACAUGAAGCAGACGGCGGUGCAGCCGAAACUUGUGCACUACAAUGUAUUGCUGAAAGGAUGCGGCAAGGUGAGCAACUUGACGUUUGCUUUCCAUCUGUACGAGGAGAUGAAGGAACGUGCAAUCCGACCGGACCUUGUGACGUUUAUCACUAUGAUGCACGCUGUGUAUCACGGCGAGCUGGGUACAGUGGAUCAACAGAAGGUGAAGGCGGCUCUAGCGGGUCUGGGCCUAAUGGGAGUCGCGUUCGUUCCGUUCAUCAACUACGAAGAGUACAUGCUGACGACGCUGUUCUGCGGCAGUCUCGUGGGCUCCAUGGGGCUGGCUGCGUACAUGAAUCCAGAUGGCGUUAUGCGUGCACUGUACCCGAACACGGACGAACCUCGUAACGACACCAUCAUUGAAGCGUUCUUUCGACGGCUGCGCGAAGAGGACCACUGCGGCAGGUCGAUGUAUUUGUGGCGUGAAAUGCUGAAAUUCAACGUCCGUGCGGACCCGCGUGUGUACGAUAUACUCGUGCGUACCUGUGUGCGCAAGCGCCACCCUGAUCUGGCCUAUGAGGCACUUUUUGAAGAGAAGUUACCGCUUGUCGACAAGGAGGGUGUGUUUGUUCUCGCGCUUCCCACGACGUUGAAUCUACUGCACUCUCUUUUGGCGCAGAAGCGGACGAAUAUGGCAGACACUCUGUACGAAGCUGCCCGAAGCCACAACGUCUUCCACAAAGUGUUUGCGGAGAAGGGCAACACAUAUGUGUACGACAUGCGCUCGUUCUUGAACGAGCAAGUACGUAGCUACGCGAUAAUCAAGCUGAUGGAUGAGUUGCGGGCGAAAGUGGACGCGUCCAAUGGCGAUUUUGUUGCUCCGAACGUCCAGGUGUUGGUGCAGCAUGGAUACGAGCUACUUGACCGUCUGGACGCAGACAAUGCGAGUCUCCGCACGCUGUUUUCGAUGGAUGACAUGGCACGUGUUGGCGCUCUCGCGGACGAUACAACGACGGCGCACUACUACUUUCGGCUGACUGUGCCCGCGAAGCGCCUGCGAACAUACUUUAGGACUACGCCUGCUACUGCAGGCAAGGAGCCACAACUCUGA